Messenger RNA from Mesocestoides corti, 1467 nucleotides. NCBI's taxonomy places the organism in Eukaryota, Metazoa, Platyhelminthes, Cestoda, Cyclophyllidea, Mesocestoididae. The record is from the annotation of a GenBank genome assembly.
AUGACGCAUCCUGGUUCCACAGAUCAGUCACCUCAAACGACAACACAAGAUACUGAAAGCGGCACUGGAUGGAACACAGCCCCUGCCACAAGUGGAGCCGCUCCAUGGAACCCUGAUACUGGUUCUAAAGACGUUCCAGUUGGUGAUGGUGGUGGUGGUGGGUCCCGUCAGAUAUGCGUGGCGCGUUUCGCCUACACGGCAUGCCAACCGGAUGAACUGACCAUUCGGCGUGGUGAUCGCGUCUGUGUGCUGGAGAAGAGCUCCGAUGGCUGGUGGCACGGAAUGCUGCUCCCACCGAAUGGUUCCUCGGUGCCAUAUCAACGACAAAUUACCGGGUGGUUCCCGUCAAACUACGUUACGAUGGAAUCUUCCUCCAACAGUUCGCAAGCGCCUUCCGUCAACGAACCUGAGGUGCUGCCACUCCCUGCGAUGAGCACCAAACCUAGCCCUAUGCCCUCCGUCUCUACUGCUGCCGCUUCCGUCUCCUCUCCCCCAGCCCAGUUAUCUGCGUCCCAGAAACCCCUAGCCCCUCCUUCGGUUGCCUCGUACUCUGCUGUACCCUUCCCUACCUCGUCGGUUUUUUCCUCUGCUCAACCCCAGCAGCCACAACCAUCACCCUGCACAACGUCUGCACCUGAUGGAACAGGCGAUGUCGUGGACCCUGCCUCUCACGACCGACUUCAACACCAGGAAACUGUCCUUACACUCUAUCCUUUCACUAGAAAUCAGGCUGAGGAACUCUCUUUUGCAGCUGAUGAAAUUCUAGAGGUUCUCGACAAACCAGCCGAUGACCCAGAUUGGUGGCGUUGUCGAAAUGCCGUUGGAAAUGUUGGUCUAGUUCCUCGUAACUACAUCCGCGUCAUCAAGAACCCAUUUCCGUCGUCUCACCCACCACCCCUACCCCACCAGUCACAACCACAGUAUUCUUCCUCUGUCCCACCGGCAGUACCGCAAUCUCAUCGGGUUAUCAGUGGUGAGGGAAUCAGAAUGGCUUUCGCUCUGGCCUCAGCGAAUUCCGCUGCAUUUGCCCGAAAACCCUGGUAUUGGGGCGUCAUCUCACGAUCCGAGUGUGAAGCUGUUCUAACCGACCUGGCUAUUUCCGGGGAGUUCAUAAUCAGGGACAGUGAAUCCCAUGUUGUCCUGGUGGAAAGCGCUGCUAACACGGUUGAUUGUCCUCAUGUGCCCUCGGGCCCACCCGGCGAUUUAACAAUCACAAUGAAUGCGGGUGCCAAAAACCGGAACUUUAAGGUGCACGUUGAAAACGGCGAAUUCCAUAUCGGUCAAAAGGUGUUUUCCAGCAUAGAUGCACUUAUCGAUAAUUAUCGUCGACAUCCGAUUUACAAAAGUGACCAGGAGAAGCAUUUUCUCACCCGACCUUUUCAGCACCCUGACUGCGCCAAUUUACUCCACAACCCUCCUCCACUUACGUCCUGUCUUCAACCCCCCAUGUUGAUGCAAUCGCGAUAA